CGGGCCCAUGGCAACGCCGGGGCGGGCAGCAGCAGCAGCUGGAGGGACCCGCUCCAGGCGACCGCGGCGAGCUGCCGGCCCCUGAGCUGCGAGGGGCGGCUGUGCCCCGCUCGGCCGAAUUGGUGUUAACAGCUUUUUUCUGAGCUUCAGUCCCAGGCUGCCGCCUUUGUCUCGUGCCAAGAAGCCAGUGCAGCCACCCACCCUUGGCAUUUGUCUUCAUGCAGUAGCAGAAGAGCUGAGGCACUAAUACGUUGAGACCUUCAGUUUUAUGCUUUCUUGACUUGCUAAACAGUAGCCCAAUUCUUCAGGACUUCCAGCAGUGUGAAAUGUAAUCAGAGUGUUGGUGCAUUCUGGUACUGGGAUGAUGACUACUGCAGAAGUUGUCAAGAAGAAGCAAAAUUACACUAGUGUGCAUGAAGCAGUGAAAGCUGGGGAUGUAGAACAGCUUGCAUCGAUGAUAAAAAGUGGAGCCAGUAUUAAUGAGGUGGAUGUAGUUCACAAAUUCACACCCUUGCAGUGUGCUGCCCACUCAGGAAGUCUGGAGUGCCUUCAGUGGCUGCUCUGGCAUGGAGCUGACACCGCACGCGUGACUGUGAGAGGCUGGACAGCGGCUCACCUGGCGGCCAUCCGAGGGCAGGAUGCCUGCAUGCAGGCCCUGUUACUGAGCGGAGCGGACGCAGCAGCGCGGGACGAGCGCGGGUGCGCGGCCUCGCACCUGGCCGCAGCCCACGGGCACUCGAACACGCUGCAGACGCUGCUGCGCUCGGGCGCGGAUGUAAAUGUUUCAGACAGGAAUGACUGGAAACCUGUUCAUUAUGCUGCUUUUCACGGUCGCUUGGGGUGUUUGCAGCUUCUUGUUCGAUGGGGAGCGUGUGUAGAUGAUGUGGAUAACAAUGGAAACCUUCCAGCACAUCUGGCAGCAGUGGAAGGACACUUGCAUUGCUUUAAGUUCUUGGUCAGGAAAAUGGCCAGCGUUACACACGCUCUGAAAGCCAGGAAUGACCAUGGAGAGACUCCAAGAGACUUGGCUGAACGGUUCUACAAAGAUAAUAUUCUGCAAUAUAUUGAUGGUGUGGAAAAAGAGGAGGAAGAUCCAGAGAGACAGGAAGUUUUAGCUUUCCCAGGUCAUGAUGCUGCUUUCAACGGGGACUUACUGGUGGUUAGAAAACUAGUGAGAAGUGGAGUAAUCAACAUUAAUGAGCGGGACGAUAAGGGAUCCACUCUCCUGCACAAAGGUUUGUUGGAGUUAAUCCUGAUUUUCAGUGAUGGAGAAAGAACAGAUCAAGCACAUGAAUCCCAGCUUUGAGUGAUAAGCAAGGCUAUAUUCUAGCUGUAAAAGUUUUUAAUUUUCACUUUAUUUAAUGUAACUAAGUAGUUCUGAUUUUUUUUUUUUUAAUCAGGCAAGAUGUGGCUUUUAGAAAUAUCUGUCUGGCUAAGUAUAAGAAUGAUCUGUAUUGUGGCCUGGGACUUUAUUUCCUGAACACAUCAGUACUGUGGGGAUCUGUUGUAAAAACUACAACAAAGUAAUUUGGUAGGAGGCUGUGAAGAAAGGUAAACUGCUGGUUGACACUUUGACAUGUAGUGUACUGCUUGCAUUACAGAAAAAAUGGUUGGUUUUUUUGUGUUUGGGGUUUCACAGUAUUGUCUGAAAGAAGAAACAAAAGAUGAAAGAAAGAGGGAAGCAUUUUUGUAAUAUGCUUUUAGCAAAUUUCCUACAUUUCUUUUUGACUAGAUAUAUAGUAGAAUUUUUUUUAAAAACCCCAUAAUUGAAGUUCUUAUUAAAAUAACUGAUAUGUAGCUAUUUUAAAAUCCCACUUUCUUUUCUUGGAAUGAUGCUGACCUACAGUUGUUUCAUCCCCAGUGUUUCCAUGCUGAUGUUGUAACUUCAUUUCUGUAUCUCAGUAAGAAAACAAGUAUAAAAACUAUCCAACAGGGAGAGCUGUCAACAAAUGAAUUUAUUCUUCCUUGAGAAAAUCAACAUACAAUUUCGUCUAGACUUGUCAAAUACCAUCUUCCAUAAGUGAGACAUUGUUCCUGGCACCACGUGGUGGGAGCAGUGGCCAUGGCACAUCAUAUGAGUAGGGUUGUGCUAGGAUGCUGCUGAGAGGUGCUGCCUUGAGUGUCUGCCCCAAGAAAUGCUGUACCUUCAGCUCCAGCACAAAGCCCUGCUUCUCUCUCCUGAGACAGCAGUACACACCCCACAGGCUGGGGCUGCCAGCUGUGUGUGACCCCUGCGAGCCCAAAGCCAGCGAGAGGUGACAGCGCUUGGCUGCCAAACUGUGGCAUGCAGGCCUUUCUUACUGGGACAGCAGAUUUUUGUGUGUCUUGUGCUCUGUACAUGAGACUGGGAAAGUUUAGUUUAGCUUGUGUUCAGCAAGAGCUGCCAAUACAUUUCCAGAACUAGAAAGAGCCACCAACCACACUGCAUGCUCUUCCCCCAAAUUCUGUGUACCCAAGUGAUUGUCAGCAUCUUGACACAGAGGUUCCUCUGGAAAUAGUAUCUCCCUUGUAGUGUCUUAGUGAACCCAAUCUCUGACAUGUCAAAAAAUGGCAAGAGGAGGACGUUUUAGGUUUGAAACACUUCAGUUGUAUAUAAUUGACUUGUGUAUGCCUUC
Messenger RNA from Passer montanus (Eurasian tree sparrow), 2615 nucleotides. RefSeq names its product ankyrin repeat domain 42 (gene ANKRD42). Gene Ontology annotation, molecular function: protein binding. Bases 362 to 1306 code for a protein of 314 amino acids. The transcript has 10 exons. The record is from RefSeq and is a predicted model, not a curated record. Lineage: Eukaryota; Metazoa; Chordata; Aves; Passeriformes; Passeridae.